AUGUCUGAUUUACAUGGCCAGUCAACGUCCGGGGGCUUUGUGAUUUAUCGGUGCACGGACCAAAACGACUCUGACUGGGAGAAAUUCAUUGCGCGCUUCCUCCGUCCCGUUCCGAAAAUUCUCGAGUGUUACAAUGGUCUAGACCUCGACAAAUUUGCUCCAACGGUCUUUGAAGACCGCUCAUCUGAGGGCGCGACAGUUGCCAUUCUCCGCGACCACUUCAAUCAGUGUGCGACGACUGCACUGCAAGAUGAACAUGGUCCGGAGGAGCUGGAUGAGGAUGAACGCACUGGAGCCGAGCUAGAGGAGGAUCCAUUGGAGGGAUGUACCGAACAUGAUGUGGGUUGGAUGAAUGUGCGUUACCGUGAUAGAGAUAUC
Messenger RNA from Penicillium soppii, 378 nucleotides. RefSeq names its product muramidase. The transcript has 2 exons. The annotation marks the transcript as partial. Lineage: Eukaryota; Fungi; Ascomycota; Eurotiomycetes; Eurotiales; Aspergillaceae. The record is from RefSeq and is a predicted model, not a curated record.